CAGGUAGUCGACAUAAGUGAGCAAAACACAGCGAAGCACCACGAGCUAAUAACCCGUUUUAUACUUUCAUAAAUCCACAUAUUUCAGGUUUCCUGCUGCAGUGUGACGGGUUGAUGAUCACAUCGAGGAGAGCAGAGAGCGACCAUGGCCCUCGCUGAGGAGCAGCCCGAGAAGCACUGCUGGGUGUGUUUUGCCACUGAGAGAGAUGACCACAGUGCAGAGUGGGUGAGCCCCUGCAGGUGUAAAGGCUGCACUAAAUGGAUCCACCAGUCGUGUCUGCAGCGCUGGCUGGACGAGAAGCAGAAAGGAAACAGUGGAGGAGCGGUGAGCUGCCCGCAGUGUGGCACCGAGUACCACAUCACCUUCCCCAAGAUGGGCCCGUUGGUGUAUUUCCUGCAGCAGGUGGACCGCGCCCUGUCCCGCGCCAGUCCGUUCGCUGCAGUCGGGGUCGUGGUCGGGACGGUGUACUGGUCCGCCGUCACAUACGGGGCUGUGACCGUCAUGCAGGUGGUGGGGCAUAAGAAGGGUCUGUACGUGAUGGAGCGAGCCGACCCGCUCUUCCUGCUCAUGGGUCUGCCCACCAUCCCCGUGGUUCUGGUGCUGGGGAAGAUGAUCCGCUGGGAGGAUUACAUCGUGAGGCUGUGGCAGAGAUACAAGGGGAAGCUGCAGCCAGGUACCAGACGGUAUCUGCCCCGGGUCCCUGCGGACGGGCCAGGAUCAGGAGACCACCUCUCAGUGUCGAGGACACUGUGUGGCGCUCUCAUCUUCCCCUCCAUCGCCAGUCUGAUGGGACGGCUGCUGUUUGGACGGGUGAACGCGAACCUUCAGCGCACUGUUCUG
Messenger RNA from Labrus bergylta (ballan wrasse), 840 nucleotides. Lineage: Eukaryota; Metazoa; Chordata; Actinopteri; Labriformes; Labridae. The record is from RefSeq and is a predicted model, not a curated record.